GUUCAGUUUCGCAUAUUGACUGGACAGCACGGUUGUGUUCGCGCUCUCUCUCUCCCGAUCUCGUUGGCACGAUCACCCUCGGAUCUCGCGCAACUUGAACGUCCAGCGAUCUCUUUCGUUUCGGUCGUUUACCUGGUGGCGCUGGUCAGCUUUCAAGCUGCCUGCCCCUGUCUCUUCGGCUCCAAUUCGCGUCUCAUUUUGUGCUAAGAAGAAAAUAUAACAAUUAUAUAACGUUUUAUUGAACCAAAGAAAAAUGUGCUAGAAAGAAACGUUGAUUGCUUGAUUGAGAAAUCUCUGUGAAUCGUAAAGUGAUAUAAAGAAAAUCUGAAGCUUAUAAAUAUGACGUGCCUUUCGGACAUUGAUCUGGCCACCCUGCACCAGCAUCGUCUGGAGGAGCGCUUCAGUUAUAAGCUGGCCUGGAGCGGCACGGCCCAUCAGCAGACCCAAUACAAUGAUCUACUGGUGCGGCACAAUGCCUCCCUGAAGCGGCAUAGAAUCAUCCAGCACAAGGCAAACAAGGCUACCAGUACCAAGCCAAGGGAACAAGGCGAAACCACAACAAACACGGCCAGUAAUCAGGAUAGCCAGCUGACCAAGUCCGAGGACGAGCAUGACGAUGGCUACUUCGAUUCAUCGACCCGACGCAGGCGUAGUGGUACCUGGCCGCGCACCCGGAGCUUGAAUGCCCCGUCGCCCUUCCAGCAGUUCGGACCAUGUGGACGCAUUAUGAAAAACUCCGCCAUGGUGAUGCAGAUUCAAGAUCCGGCCAGCCAGCGCCUGACCUGGUACAAGCCACCGCUCACUGUGCUGGUGAUCAAGAAGAAGGACUCUCAGGUGCUUCUGCCAUUUGUACAGCUGGUGGAGUGGCUGGUGCAGGAAAAGCACAUGGUUGUGUGGGUGGAGUCCGCCGUGCUGGAGGAUAAGUUGCUGCGUGACGAUGUCAAGCUGGAGAACGAGAGCGCCAAGUUCCGGCAGGUGCACGGAGACUACUGUGGCGUGCGUGAGCGCUUUCUGGCCCUGCGCGAGAAACUGGUGACCUUCAAGGAUGGUCGCGAUGAUCUAACCGAUCGCAUCGACUUUAUUGUCUGCCUCGGAGGGGACGGAACCUUGCUGUACGCCUCCCAGCUGUUCCAGCAGUCGGUGCCGCCCGUGAUGGCCUUCUAUCUUGGCUCACUGGGCUUUCUUACGCCCUUCCAGUGUGAUAACUUUCAGGAGCAGGUGACCAAUGUGCUGGAAGGUCACGCUGCCCUCACCCUGCGCAGCCGCCUACGCUGCUCCAUCCACCGUAAGGGCGAGCGACGCAAGGAGUCGCUCCUUCAGCCAGCUGGCAGCAACCUACUGAAGCCAAGUCAGCAUCGCCACCUCAACUAUGUAGAGCUCAACAAUGGACAAUUCACUGGUGGCAAUAACAAUUACUGCAACCCGCACAUGUCAUCGAACAACAGCAUUCUGGUGCUCAACGAGGUGGUGAUCAAUCGUGGCCCGUCGCCAUAUCUUAGCAACAUCGAUAUAUUCUUGGAUGGCAAGUACAUCACCUCCGUGCAGGGCGAUGGCCUGAUUGUGUCGACUCCGACCGGUAGCACAGCUUAUGCGGCAGCAGCUGGUGCCUCCAUGAUCCAUCCCUCCGUGCCGGCCAUAUUGGUGACACCCAUCUGUCCGCACUCGCUGAGCUUCAGGCCCAUUGUGGUGCCGGCUGGAGUGGAGCUGAGGAUAUCCAUAUCGCCGGACAGCCGCAACACCUCGCGCGUCUCCUUUGAUGGACGCAACGACCAGGAACUGAACCAUGGAGAUAGCCUGCGGGUGACCACCUCCAUCUAUCCCGUUCCCAGCAUUUGUUCUCAGGAUCAGAUCUCUGAUUGGUUCGACUCCCUUGCUGAGGGUCUCCAUUGGAAUGUGCGCAAGCGCCAGAAGUGCCUCGAUGAGUUGUCGGACCUCACGGCCUCCGGAUCAGAGGAUACUCUCGACGAGUUUGACAAUCUGAAGAUCUACGAUGCGUAGACGCUCUUCUCUGGAUGUUAGUGUGGCCAAUUAGCUUAGUUCUAGAGCUAGUUUAUAGGGUUUGCUGUGUGCAAUUGUGUAGGCUAAGAAAUGUAGCGAAAAUACUCUAUUGUAAUAUGUAUAUAUACAAAUACAUAAGUCACCUGGUUGAGUUGAAAUAUUAAAUGUUAAUGGAAAAUGAUUGCAAUGUUUGUUUAAGCUAGACAAAUUUUUGUUGUUGCAUGUGAAAAAAUCCGCUUAGGCAUAGCUAUUAAGUUUUUAUUAUAACUCUUUAAUCGGCGAUGGUAAGAGUACUCCGAACUUAAGCAGAAUCAAAAUAUCUGUACAAUUCGAUGAAUGUAAUAAAAAUUGUAUUAUUUACUGAAA
Messenger RNA from Drosophila obscura, 2364 nucleotides. RefSeq names its product NAD kinase (gene Nadk1a). The transcript is spliced from 5 exons. The record is from RefSeq and is a predicted model, not a curated record. Gene Ontology annotation, biological process: NADP+ biosynthetic process; NAD+ metabolic process. Gene Ontology annotation, molecular function: NAD+ kinase activity. Bases 340 to 1998 code for a protein of 552 amino acids. NCBI's taxonomy places the organism in Eukaryota, Metazoa, Arthropoda, Insecta, Diptera, Drosophilidae.